Anastrepha obliqua is the source of this 2497-nucleotide messenger RNA. Its product is annotated as protein O-glucosyltransferase 2-like. Bases 103 to 1617 code for a protein of 504 amino acids. The record is from RefSeq and is a predicted model, not a curated record. The transcript has 4 exons. Gene Ontology annotation, cellular component: endomembrane system. Gene Ontology annotation, molecular function: protein binding; glucosyltransferase activity. NCBI's taxonomy places the organism in Eukaryota, Metazoa, Arthropoda, Insecta, Diptera, Tephritidae.
CGUCAAUUGCCAAUUUUUGCUUAUCAGCGGUAUUUUGGUAUUUGUUUGGAAAAUUUAUGCGAAUGCAUACAUUGCAAAACUAGUUGGAGGAAAAGUCGUGUGAUGUUGUGGUUCAAUUUUCUACUGCUAUCAAUAUUAUCACUAGUCGGUUUUGUUUACUCAAUCGACGAAAGGCGGAUAGUCGAUGCUGAAAAAACCUUGGUUUGGGGGCCCGGAUUGAAGCCGGAUGAAGUUGUCUUACCAGCGCGUUACUUCUUCAUACACGCUGUGGACAAAACAGGCCGCAAAUUUGAGCAGUCACCUCCUCAGGACUUUCAAGUAUCUGUGAAAGGCAAUUCGCCGCAUGGUAAAUGCCGCUCGAAUGUGAAUUUUAUCGAUCGUGGCGAUGGUUCUUCGAUUGUGCGAUACACCAUAGCUGACUGGUGUGAUCAAGUCGAGCUGGAAGUGCGCUAUAAUGGUUCUCAUGUGGCGCAAUCACCAUAUGUCAUAUAUAACAAAGUGUACUCGGAACGGUGUUACUGUCCGCAAGAAUUAAAUCUUUGGAUGUUGCACAAUAGUUGUCCUGCACCAUUAAGUGACAAACAAAUCGUUUGGGACUUACACUCAUUUAAACGUGUAAACUUUAGCGCUAUACGCGAGAACUUACUGCGACGAUACAAUCAACCCGAGAGUGUAUCGCUGUGUCAUUAUGUGGUGAAGCAGCAACAAGUAUGGCGUCAAUGCUAUGGCAAGUACACUGGAUUCAAAAUGUUCAUGGACGCUACAUUAUUGGCAUUGGGACGUGUUGUCAUGUUGCCGGAUAUGGAAUUCUAUUUAAAUUUGGGCGAUUGGCCGCUGUCGAAGAAGGGUGGCCAACAACGUACCUCUGGCCCCUAUCCUAUAUUUUCAUGGUGUGGCAGUGACGAUUCAUAUGAUAUAGUGCUGCCGACAUACGAUAUAACUGAGUCCACUUUAGAGAAUAUGGGACGUGUUACGUUAGAUAUGUUGUCUGUGCAAAAAAGCGAAUUUCUUUGGGAUAUUAAAGAGAAUAAGGCAUUUUGGCGUGGCAGAGAUUCGCGGCGUGAGAGACUCGAACUGAUAGAGUUGGCGCGCAAACACCCAGACUUGAUUAAUGCAUCACUGACAAAUUUCUUUUUCUUCCGUAACGAGGAGGACGUUUAUGGACCUAAAGUGCCGCAUAUAUCAUUUUUAGAAUUCUUUCGGUACAAAUAUCAAUUGAAUGUGGAUGGCGUGGUUGCCGCCUAUCGUUUUCCUUAUUUGUUGGCUAGUGAUUCGUUGGUAUUCAAGCAAGAUUCUGGCUUCUACGAACACUUCUACAGCAGACUGACGCCUUUCAAGCAAUAUGUGCCAUUCAAGCGUGAUUUAAGCGAUUUGAUUGAACGCUUACAGUGGGCUAAAGAAAAUGAUGAUCGUGCGCGUGAGAUCGUGGCCGAAUCGCGUAAAUUUGUAGAACAAAAUCUUAUGCCACAAAACAUUUAUUGUUAUCACAUGGCAUUGUUCAAGGAAUGGAGCACCCGUCUUGUCUCGCCCAUUACCGUGUUGCCUGGCAUGGAGAAGGUCGACCAAGUCUACACCUGCUCUUGCAAAGAGCCGCCUUAUCCUAGAGAUGAACUUUAAACACUCACUAAAGUGCACGUCUGCGGUCUUCGCACACAUUUAUUUUCCUUAUUUUGAAUUUUUUCAGCGUUAAAAUUCUCAUUUUUCAUUUUUACUUUCUCACUUUUUAUUUUUGCACUCAUUUAUUUCUAUGUAUUGGUUGUGGGUUUUCAAACUGCAUCCCCGCGAUAGUCCUGCUUUUCGUUUUUCACCGUCUGCAAGUAGUACUCAAUGCAUGAAUAGAAAUCUCACAUCACAAUCUUUAGCUUUUAAGUUAAACGUAGAGGAACUCAUUGUAUAGGAGCUUGAAAAAGUUUGACUAUUCAAUGCUAAAAAAUAGAAAAUGUACUGGAUUUUUAAGUUGCUUAUAAAGUAAAUAAUUUCAAGGCGGAAUGUUUCCUGAUCGUUAGUCCAGCAGCACCGGUAAAUAACGAGGAGUGUCAGUGCGCGUGUCCGGGUUCUUAGAGGAACGCCUUAUGCUGCUAAACUCGUAAACUAGUUAAAUAUCGGAAAUCUAUUAAAUUUUCGUAAAACUGCCUAUCCGCAAGUAUUAGAAGUGUUCAAUGUCUCUUAAUUUAAUGGAAUUCACAGCAUAGUUAAAAUUCAAGUUGCUUAAAUGUAUUUUUAUCCUUUUUUUAUAUAUAAUAUCAAUGAGUAUAAAUGCAUGUCUACGCCUGCCUUGCACAAUUAAUGUAUUUAAAUCCGCGUCGUGUAUUAUCAUUCGAUUUUCGGUUAUAGGAACUGAAUUUUGAACAAAUAAAUAUACAUGCAAACGUAUUUGUAUUGCCAUUUUUACACAUUUUAUACUUUUUUAAGAAAGUUUUUUUACGAGUAUAAAACUUAAAGCAUUCCAAGUUGUACUUAAAUUUUGUUUAGUUUAAAAAAAUAUAUGUAUAUGCAA